This is a messenger RNA of Thlaspi arvense, 2178 nucleotides long. The record is from the annotation of a GenBank genome assembly. Lineage: Eukaryota; Viridiplantae; Streptophyta; Magnoliopsida; Brassicales; Brassicaceae.
AUGAUUUCAACAUUUCCGAUUGUUGGGUCAGCUUCUUUUUCUAUAGAUACGGACAGAGAAGCUUUGCUCUCGUUCAGGUCCCAAAUUAGCCAAAACCCACAAUCCCUUUCUUUCUCUUGGGAACAAAACACAACUCCUUGUAACUGGACCGGCGUGUCUUGCAACACACGUAACAGAAGAGUGGCUUCCAUCAACCUCUCUGGUCGUGGUCUCACUGGUUCCAUAAGCCCAAGUAUUGGUAAUCUCUCCUUCCUCACAUCUCUUCAACUUCAAAAUAACCAACUUAGAGGUCCAAUUCCAAAAGAGAUCACAAAUCUUUUUCGUCUAAGGGUUCUUAAUUUAAGCUCCAACAGCUUAGAAGGAUCCUUACCUUCCAACCUAAGCAAGUUAUUCGAGCUACAAACUCUUGAUCUAACCUCAAACACUAUCACAAGUCUCGUUCCAAACCAACUCGGUGAUCUCAAGAACCUAAAUAUCUUAAACUUGGGCAAAAAUCAGUUAUAUGGACCCAUUCCACCAUCUCUUUCAAACAUUUCAUCUCUCACCGUUUUAAGCCUAGGCACAAACUCUCUUAGUGGUCCAAUUCCUUCUGAAUUGGGUCGUCUUCAAAGGCUACAAGUCCUUGAUCUCACCAUAAACAAUCUCACCGGAACAAUUCCUUCUUCUAUCUAUAACAUCUCUUCUCUAGUCUCGUUGGUUAUUGCUUCAAACAACUUAUGGGGUCAAUUUCCUAGCAACAUAGGAGAGAAACUUCCAAAUCUCUUGGUUUUCAACGUGUGUUUCAACAAGUUCAGCGGAGAGAUUCCAGCUUCUCUAUAUAACCUCACAAACAUCAAAGUGAUCCGCGCUGCACACAACCUUCUAGAAGGGACCGUACCAUCAGGACUAGGCAAUCUCCCAUUUCUAGAAAUGUACAACGUGGGAUUCAACAAGUUAGUUUGGGGUAAUGAUCAAGAUCUUGAUCGUUUCAUCAAGUCUUUGAGUAAUAGCUCCAAACUUAACUUUCUUGCAUUUGAUGGAAAUCUCUUGGAGGGUGUUCUUCCAAAUGUGUUAUCCAUGGAUCUAUCCAACAAUAGGCUAAAUGGGAGCAUACCAAAUGGCGUUCUUAACUUGCCUAGCUUGAGUUCUGUCUUGAAUCUAUCUAGAAACCUAUUUACUGGUCCUAUUCCUCAAGAUAUAAGUCGUCUCGAAAGCCUUGUGAGUCUAGAUCUCUCUAGUAACAAGUUUUCAGGCAACAUUCCUUCAAAAGCAAAAAAGUCUAUCGCAUCUACAUCAUCAUCAAAUGCACUCCACAAGGAACCAUUCAUGAAGUAUGGACUUGGAGAAAAGCCAACACCAGCAGGCGAUGUGUACAGCUUUGGAGUGAUGUUGUUAGAGCUCUUGAGUGGGAAAAGCCCAAUGGACGAGAGCUUCGAAGGAGAUCAAAAUCUGCUAAAAUGGAUAAGUGAUGAGUUUCAAAAUAAUGCAAUUGUGGAAGUGAUUGAUCCUAAACUCAAGGGUCUCAUCGAUAUUUCUGGUGCACAACUUCAUACAAAACUUGAUUGCAUUACCAAAAUUGUGGAAGUUGGAUUGGCUUGCACUAAGUAUGCAGCUGGUGAACGGAUCAACAUGAGGGAUGUGCUACGCUUCUUGAAAGAGGCCAAGAACAUACUUAUAAUGAGUCUUCUCUCUUCUUCUUCUGCUCGCAGCUGCAAACUAAUUUGCUCUUCCGACAAGGGCAAUGGAAGUGGAAGAGAAUGGAAAUUUCCAGUUCCUGUAAAGCACAAAGAUUUUGAAUUUCUGAUCAAGAAGUUAACUCCGCCGCUCACGGCGGUUCUACUCGCGGCUUCACCGAUCUGUUACCCUCCAGAAUCUCUCGGGCAAACCUUGGAUAUACAGAGAGGAGCAACACUGUUCAAUAGAGCUUGUAUUGGGUGUCAUGAUACAGGUGGAAACAUUAUUCAACCAGGCGCAACACUUUUCACAAGUGACCUCCAAAGAAAUGAAGUUGAUACAGAGGAAGAGAUAUAUCGUGUUACCUACUACGGAAAGGGAAGAAUGCCGGGCUUUGGGGAGAAAUGCACACCGAGAGGACAAUGUACCUUCGGACCACGGUUACAGGAUGAAGAGAUCAAGAUUCUGGCUGAGUUUGUGAAGUUUCAGGCUGAUCAAGGUUGGCCAAAUGUAUCCACCGAGUAG